GACCUGCUCCACCUCUCAGAGUAUGACCUGCUGGAGCUGGGAGUCCACAAUCACCUGCACCGCCUGCACCUCCUCACUUCUCUACGCCUCCUCCAGGAGCGUGAGAGGAGGAGAGAGCUGAGGAUGAUGGCCGAGGGGCGUUUUGCGAGUCUGCCCAGGUCGCUCCAUGCACAUCACAGCCUGGAGGGCGGCACCCCCCACCCUGGGGCCCCCAGCAGCAGCUCCUACUCCUCCAGGAGGCUCCAGGCUUCGCUCGCCUCCUCCAUGGACCUCCUGAGCUCCAGGCCUGGUUUUCCUCCGGGGCAGAGCCCGGGCCUCUCAGAGUUGCCCGCCGCCGCCUACCAGCCCACCUCCAUCCAUGGGACUAUGCCUCGCCGCAAGAAGGGCGGGAGCAACCUCGCCCACGGGAACUACACCUGGGACCCCAGAGCCAAUCACACGCAGGCGUCUGUGGCUCCUGGACACGUCCAUCAACCUCUGACGUCUCCGCUGGUUCAAAAUAUCAUCGACGACUUCCACGGAUACAG
Messenger RNA from Paralichthys olivaceus (Japanese flounder), 527 nucleotides. NCBI's taxonomy places the organism in Eukaryota, Metazoa, Chordata, Actinopteri, Pleuronectiformes, Paralichthyidae. The record is from RefSeq and is a predicted model, not a curated record.